This is a messenger RNA of Suillus paluster, 921 nucleotides long. RefSeq lists its product as uncharacterized. The record is from RefSeq and is a predicted model, not a curated record. Bases 1 to 921 code for a protein of 306 amino acids. NCBI's taxonomy places the organism in Eukaryota, Fungi, Basidiomycota, Agaricomycetes, Boletales, Suillaceae. The transcript has a single exon.
AUGCCUGACGUGGAAGAACUUUUGUUUCAGCGAUCCAUAAAUUUACAGGGAAUACAAGACUUGGACAACUUGAAAGUCCCACUCCCUCGGUUGGAACAUAUAGCGCUGGAAGAGAUUCCUAUCCAAAUCGUCAUAUAUCUUUUCGCACAUCUAGCCCUUCCCGUCGACGUUAAAAUCGCUCUACACUUUCUAGCAAGCAUUGAAGGCCCUCACAGGUUGACUGAACUAUUUUCGGCCAUGGAAGUUCCUGAUGGAUUUGGUUCCAUCAUCUUGUCUUUCGGCACCUACGUCCAAUGGGGUACAUCCGGAGUCCAAUUCGACACAUCAACAACGUUCAAAUCUGAUUAUUUCUGGAACCCUCAUGACGAUGAUAUACGAAUCUCGAUCCGAUUCACAAACUAUAUGUCCGCUGAAAUCAAGCUACCCAUCAUGUUUGACAUUUGUCAAAUCGUCGCUCAGCGCAAUAUUCGAAGCUGGUUUGUGACACCUUGCUAUGAUCUCCCAGAAACCUUCUGGCUCACUGGGUUCGCCUACUUUCCGGAGCUCGAAGUUAUCAAUGUGACCUGGGACUUCAUUGAAGGCAUAAUCACUGCGUUUCACAGUGAAGGGACGCAGCGCUCAGACGUAGCGUAUCGAUUGCUCUAUACUUUAGAAUUGGAGAAGAUUGACUUCGAACUCGGUGAACCUAAAAGCCUUCAUGACGUCGUCAUAAUGCGAGCCAAACGUGGCGUCCGCAUACACAAACUCCGAUUCGCGAUGUGCAGGAAUUUGAUGGUCGAUCAGGUGCAGCUCAUGCAGGAAGCGGUUACAAACGUUGAUUGGGAUAGGCAUGGAGAGUCAUGGGAGUGCCGCAAAGAUCUUUUCGAUUGUUCUUGGGUUGACUUUGAUGCUAAUUCAAAUUCGGAUGCUGAAUCGGAUUGA